Messenger RNA from Drosophila melanogaster (fruit fly), 570 nucleotides. RefSeq names its product acylphosphatase (gene Acyp). Gene Ontology annotation, molecular function: hydrolase activity; acylphosphatase activity. Gene Ontology annotation, cellular component: cytoplasm. The record is from RefSeq and is marked reviewed. Lineage: Eukaryota; Metazoa; Arthropoda; Insecta; Diptera; Drosophilidae. The coding region runs from base 119 to 481 and encodes 120 amino acids. The transcript has a single exon.
UUCAAAAUGUGAAACGUAACGAAAAUAUAGAAUAAAUCAAUUUUGGAUCCCUUUUGAUUUCGUCGAAAGUCCCAAAAAUUUCCCCAUAUUGGGAAACGACAGUAGAGACUUCUUCGCAAUGGCGACCCAUAAUGUCCAUUCCUGCGAAUUCGAGGUAUUUGGCCGCGUGCAGGGCGUCAACUUCCGGCGACACGCCCUGCGAAAGGCCAAGACACUGGGUCUUCGCGGCUGGUGCAUGAACUCCAGCAGGGGCACCGUGAAGGGUUACAUCGAAGGUCGUCCGGCCGAGAUGGAUGUGAUGAAGGAGUGGCUCAGGACGACGGGCAGUCCGCUGUCCAGCAUCGAGAAGGUGGAGUUCAGUUCUCAGCGUGAGCGCGAUCGCUAUGGCUAUGCCAACUUUCAUAUCAAGCCCGAUCCGCACGAGAAUCGCCCAGUUCAUGAAGGAUUGGGCAGUAGUUCCAGCCACCAUGAUAGCAAUUAGCGGAUUUUUGACGGAACAAUAAAAUUAAAUGUGAAAAAUUGUGCUUGGUACAUAAGGGAAUUGAGCAAAAUAAUCAGCAUAGUCCUUGG